AUGGACUCUUCACCACCACAAACCCCAACCAAAACCCAACAACCUCAGUCCUUCCACCCACAAGACUCCUCCCCCGCCUGCCAAUCCGCCAUCCGCCACUCCUCCACCUGGAAGCCCAGCUCGCUCGACCGCCGCCUCAGCUGGAGCAACCAGGACCAGAAGCACGAGCUGCAGAUGAGCGGCAUUGAUGGCGUGCGGUCGGGCGAUCAGGGCUUUACGGAGAGGGGCUGA
Molecule: messenger RNA, 231 nt
Organism: Trichoderma gamsii
Lineage: Eukaryota; Fungi; Ascomycota; Sordariomycetes; Hypocreales; Hypocreaceae
Exons: 2
Coding region: 1-231 (76 amino acids)
Source: RefSeq, a predicted model, not a curated record